This is a messenger RNA of Benincasa hispida (wax gourd), 1952 nucleotides long. RefSeq names its product ZIP metal ion transporter family (gene IAR1). Lineage: Eukaryota; Viridiplantae; Streptophyta; Magnoliopsida; Cucurbitales; Cucurbitaceae. Gene Ontology annotation, molecular function: zinc ion transmembrane transporter activity. The record is from RefSeq and is a predicted model, not a curated record. Gene Ontology annotation, biological process: zinc ion transmembrane transport; intracellular zinc ion homeostasis. Gene Ontology annotation, cellular component: membrane.
GCUUCUGAAAUAUCUCCUUUCAGACCGCCAUUAAAACCCUCUCUACAUUUAACUACUAAAAACGCACACACACACGCAAGAAAAUUUAAAUAAUAACAAAGAAAAAAAAAUGGAUGUAGUGACCUUCGGCAUCAUAGUCGGCAUAAUCCUACUCUUCUUACUGGCCGUUUGCUAUAUCACCAUUCAAGGCACCUGCAAAUCCUCUUAAUCCCUUCCUCAACAAUUCUCUCCCUCAAUCCUCCGCCAUACCCGGAUUCUUCUCAAUUCCCUCCACAUAAUGCCCAAUCCCACCGUUUCCCCACUUAUUUUUGUUUCUGCUGUUGUUUUCUCCCUGCUUUUCGAUCUGAGCUUUGCCCAUGGUUCCCACGGGCAUCAUCAGUGUACUCAUGCCCAUCAACACCACGCCCAUCACCAUCGGCAUGAGGAGGAUGUGUCGGUUACGUCGAAGCUGCUACCGGAGGAGCUGGCGGAGGAGGAGGAUAUGAAGCUUUAUGGAUUUGAACGGCCCUAUGUCGUUCAUGAUCAUGAUAGUCUUGGAUUUUCCCAGCUCUCUGGUUUGGGUCUCUGGAUUCGUGCAUUGGGCUGCUCAUUGUUGAUUAGCAUGGCAUCUCUUAUUUGCCUAAUACUCUUGCCAGUAAUUUUUGUUCGAGGCAAACCAUCGAAAGCUGUUGUGGAUUCAUUGGCUUUAUUUGGGGCAGGGGCUAUGUUAGGGGAUGCGUUUCUUCACCAGUUGCCUCAUGCAUUUGGUGGUAGCAAGCACUCUCAUUCACACGCUGACCAUCAUAGUCAUUCAGGAGAUGAGCAUUCACAUGCACAUACCUUGGAAGAUCUUUCUGUAGGAAUAUCUGUCCUCGCUGGAAUCGUGCUUUUUCUUCUUGUAGAGAAGAUAGUGAGGUAUGUAGAAGAUAAUUCUGAGGGAGGAAAUGGAGGGAGUCAUGGUCAUCACCACCACCAUAAGAACAAAAAAUUGAAGGAUGAUAGUGAUUCUUGUGACACCACUUACAAAAAAAGCAGAGCUAAGUUGUUGGAUGGAUUGCCAAAUGACUCGAAAGAAGCUCCACAGAGAUCCGUUCCUCAGAAGAGAAAUGGAAAAUCUGCGUCCAGAGAUGAUAAGGAAAAUCUAGUUGCUGCUAAUGGCCCCACUGCUGAUGUCAAAUCCUCGCAAGAAUUUCCAGCUCAGACACCGUCAAAUUUAGUGUUUGGUUAUCUUAAUCUAUUCUCUGAUGGUGUUCACAAUUUCACUGAUGGGAUGGCCUUGGGAAGUGCUUUCUUGCUAUAUGGAUCUGUUGGUGGAUGGUCUAGAACAGUGUUUUUGCUUGCACAUGAACUCCCGCAAGAGAUUGGGGAUUUUGGUAUUUUGGUAAGAUCCGGUUUCAGUGUUGCCAAAGCCCUUUUCUUCAACUUCCUCUCUGCACUUGUGGCUCUUGCCGGCACUGCAAUUGCACUGCUAAUGGGGACGGAUCCAGGACACUCAUCUUUGAUUGAGGGGUUUACCGCGGGUGGUUUCAUAUACAUUGCGGUAGCUGGGGUACUAGCCGAAAUGAAUAGUAACAGUAAAUCAACUAUAAGAACAACUGCAUUUCAAUUAGUUUCACUUGUACUUGGAAUGGCUGUCGCGCUCGGCAUUUCCCUCAUUGAAUGAAUCAGAGUGCAUUUAAGUAUGCUCUUUGAAUUCAAAUCUGUACUGGCUUCCCAGGUAUAAACACUGAUUAAACUAAAUAUGUUCAUAUUUGGUCCGUUUUUGUAUCUGUUUCUUUUGUGGAUAGUUGAUCAACAAUUAGUGUGAGAUUAGCAGAGAUGGAAAUUAAGAGAAUACACCCAAUGAUCUUAUAACUGGAGACUUACAGACUGUGUUCGGUAAGAUUUUUAUUCCUUCUCUUAGGAAGUGCUAAUGUUGUAUGCAUAGAUUUUUAUUUUAUUUUUUAAAAGUGUUAUUUUAUUUUAUUUUUUAA